Molecule: messenger RNA, 657 nt
Organism: Amorphotheca resinae ATCC 22711
Lineage: Eukaryota; Fungi; Ascomycota; Leotiomycetes; Helotiales; Amorphothecaceae
Exons: 1
Coding region: 95-466 (123 amino acids)
Source: RefSeq, a predicted model, not a curated record
UCGCCCAAGAGAGUUGAUUUAGCAGCCAUAGGCUCCAACUUGGUACUACUGCAUAGAGGUACUUUAAACCAAUCCCUGGUAGUAACUAAAACCCAUGAAGUGCUUUUGUAUAGUCGUAGAGAGUAUCAAAAUACAUAGGUUGGGUAUUAUUAUCUUCUACUUCGUUAAUCAUUAUGCAUCUCUCGUUGCGUCUGCUGCAAUGGCGUCUUCUGGUCCCGUGCCCAGGGCUUCAACACCAACCUCUUCCACCCCACCCUUCCCCCGUCCUCCUAGCAGCUCCCAGUCCCUGGUUUCCCAAUCUAACCAUGCCCUGAGACUCUCGUCCCAAUAUGAAGCUUGUCUCGAAGCUUGGCGCUGCCCUUCUUCGGCUCCCCAUCCUCCUCAUCCAUCUGCUGUUUCAACUCGAGAAACCUCUUCUCCCUCUCCACACUCUCACUCUUCUCGCGUUCUUGUUCCUCCCGCCUAGCGACUUCCUUAGGGGAUAUAACUUUAUCACUGCCGUGCAUAAUUCUAUGAACGAGUGACUUUGCUCGUCGACGGCCUGCUAUGUAGGUUUCUAGUCCAACAAGAAUCGCAUAAGAACGAGAUAUUGAGACGUGGCUCAUGUCGGCUCCAGCGUCAUUUAAGGAAUUGACAAAAGCCCUAAAGUUCUUGACU